AUGCCGACCGAGCUCGAAGAACUGGUGGAGUUCCUUCACCACGGGAAUACCCAGAUUCGACAGAUUGCCUGUGAGAACCUCGUCGGCUUCUCUACGGCACAGCCCGAUCUGUUUAAGCGACACCAAUUACUCCCCGUUACCGACCUGAAGCUCCUCGCUCGAGACUAUUCGCCCAUCGCGAAAAAUGCCUUGACUAUACUCAUCAACCUGUCCAGCGAUGACGAGAUCCUGACAUUCCUGGCCAAAGAUGACCAGUUCAUUGAGGUGCUCUUGAAGAAAUUGAUGAAUACCAAAGAUCCGAAUGUCGAUGAGGUAGCCAUGCUACUGGCCAACCUUGUCAAGUCCGAUCACCUCGAAAAACUUCAUUCGUUGAAGCGCAAGGCCCCCCAGUCCGUCUCCACGUCCGAGAACGCCAUCGACCAAUUGAUGGACUGCUUCGUAAAGGGUGCGGAGGGUAGUCUCAACAAGCAUGCCAACUACGACUAUCUAUCCUAUGUUUUCGCCGACCUUUCACAAACCGAAAAGGGACGAGCGUAUUUCACCACGCGACAGGAGUACGACGGGGUCGUCCCUAUCACCAAGCUGACCGUCUUUACGGAACACAAAAGUGACAUCCGUCGGAAGGGCGUGGCAUCCACCAUUAAGAAUGUGGCAUUCGAUGUUGCCUCUCAUCCAAUGCUUUUUGACGAGGAUGGAGUCAACCUGCUGCCUUAUCUUCUACUACCCAUCACGGGCCCAGAGGAAUUCCCCGACGAAGAGUCGAUGUCGAUGCUGCCAGACCUCCAAUUACUGCCCCCGGAUAAAAAGCGCGACAGUGAUCUAACCAUCAUCACGACACAUCUGGAGACUCUGUUAUUGCUGACCACGACCCGGGAGGGCCGAGACAAGAUGCGUGCCGUGCAGGUGUAUCCCGUUAUUCGGGAAUGCCAUCUCAACGUGGAAGACGAUGAUGUCCGGGAAUCUUGUGACCGCCUUGUUCAGGUCAUUAUGCGUGAUGAGGAGGGUGAAGAGGAAAAGAAUGACACUGAGUUAUCAAAGGCUCAGGCUCAGAUCGAAGCUUCGCCAGCGGAAGACGAAGAUGAGAAACAGCGGAAGCUGUCUUGUCCCCCGAACCCGAGGGGUGAGUGGCUUCCCGCAUCGGACCGAGUUGAGUUGCCCGACUCUGACGUGUGCGACGAUGGAAGCCGCGACUCGCCUGAUCCCCUCGUGAACUCGCCCGACCAUUCGUCGUUCGCUAAGCGAUUCCAGGCAAUGAUGGCGCGUACUCCUCUCAUCCGCUCAUCGCCCGCGCUGGGUUCUUCAUCUUACGGCGCGGUGCGCAUUUCGCAGGAGUCUAACGACGAUGCUAAUCUUGCCGCUCGGUCGAAUACACGCAGAGUAUCUAAUAGGUCAUUGCGUGCAAGCUAUGAGAACUGCCCAGGGGGACCCUCUAAUGGUGGUAGAAGCUCAAGAACGAAAAGAUCACAAUCCUCGAACAGGCGAAAAAGCAGUUCACUGUACACGGAAGGUCACAAUCGACGACCCUCGGCUGCCACCUCCGACAUUGGAAUGGGUGCCGAUUCAAAAUACUCAUUUGCAACUGGUCUUGCCGUGCCAGGGAAUCCUGUAAUGCAGGAGACCCCGUCACGAAACCCACAGAUGAUGAUCCGCCUGAUAAUUCACCCCCCUCGCAUGUGGUUUCUCUCGCUACUUUUCUCUCUCACGGGCUCCGCUGCCAAUCUUUUUUUUUCUCUCCGCUACCCAAGUGUUGCCAUAACGCCCAUCAUUGCGCUUGUUUUAGUUCAUCCACUUGGGAAAUUCUGGGAUUUACUUUUUAAGAGAACGAGUGAUCCCCUCGAAGUAUUCGAAAAUGGCGCUCUUCACCAUCGAGAGUCGCUUUGUGGCGACCUUGACGCACCAAAAACUCCCUGGAUGUCAAGGGUGCGGCAGUGGUUUGCCCAAGGUCGUUGGAAUGAGAAGGAGCAUGCGUGCGUCUAUAUCAGCAGCAACGUUUCCUUCGGCUUUGCUUUUGCAACUGAUGUAAUCGUGGAGCAGCAUAAGUUUUAUGAGCAGGAGGUCCCCAUAAUGUACCAGAUACUGCUCAUCAUUUCUACUCAAGUCCUGGGCUACGCGUUCGCUGGUCUCACCAGACGAUUCCUUGUGCGCCCAUCGGCUAUGAUUUGGCCCGGAACUCUGAUGUCGACUGCUAUGUUUACCACGAUGCACAAGACUUCCAACAAAAAAGCCGAUGGGUGGAGCAUCUCUCGAUACAAAUUUUUCAUCGUUGUGUGGGGAGGUGCUUUUCUUUGGUACUUCGUCCCGGGCUUGCUAAUGCCUGCACUCAGCUAUUUCAGCGUCAUCACUUGGUUCGCUCCGAAGAAUGUCGUGGUGUCGAAUCUGUUUGGUGUUGCAUCUGGUCUUGGGAUGUUUCCUUUGACUUUUGACUGGGCUCAAAUUGCGUAUAUUGGAUCUCCAUUGCUUACUCCAUGGUGGGCCGCCGCCAACAUUGUGACCGGUCUCGUGGUGGUGAUUUGGAUCAUCGCUCCUAUAUUGUACUAUAAAAAUGUGCUCUUCUCAUCCUACAUGCCCAUCCUGUCAGCGGCAGUGUUUGAUAACACCGGGCACCCAUACAACGUGAGCCGUAUAUUGACUUCCGAGUUCUUGUUCGACCAGAAGGCCUACGAGGAGUAUUCACCGGUUUAUCUCCCCAUUACUUAUGUGUUGUCCUAUGGUGUUCAAUUUGCUGCCCUGACUUCUCUGGUCACGCACACCGUCUGCUGGUAUGGCAAAGACAUUUUGCAUCAAACACGCAAGGCCUUUGAGGAAAAAAGGGAGAUGCCUGAUCUCGAGACAUAUGAGCCUCUUCAAACGGAAAACGGAUCUCGCCCUAUUCGUGGCAGUGAUGAAUUGUCGAGAGUCAGCUCCCAUGAUCCGAACAGGGAGAUGCCCCUGGGCGUGGAAGAUGUCCACUGCCGCUUGAUGAGGCGCUACAAAGAUGCCCCGCUCACUUGGUACCUCAUCGUGCUUGUCACAAUGCUGGCCAUCGCCACUUACACUGUGGAGCACUACCCGGUCCAUUUACCAUGGUAUGGAUUAUUUCUGGCCCUUUCCAUCACGAGUGUGUUUUUCAUCCCGGUUGGAAUCAUCAUGGCUGUCACCAAUCAACACAGCAGUCUCUAUCUGAUCUGUCAGCUUCUCUGCGGCAUCGUCUUCCCCGGUCGACCAGUUGCAAACAUGAUAUUCGUGACUUACUCCUACAUUAGCUCGGCUCAAGGGAUCAAGUUCUCCUCAGACCUGAAGCUCGGCCAUUACAUGAAGAUCCCACCUCGCAUCCUAUUUGGCGUGCAGAUGAUGGCAACCCUAGUUUCCAGUUUAACCCAGAUUGGCGUACUCAACUGGAUGUUUGCCUUUAUCCCAGGCUUGUGCACUCCACAGGCGAUGAAUGGGUUCAACUGUCCUAUUGCCCGGGUACAUUUCAAUGGUAGUAUUCUUUGGGGUGUGGUAGGACCUCAGCGCUUUUUUGGCCCUGGGGGUCUCUACCGACCACUUGUAUGGGCGUUCUUGCUUGGCGCGAUUGCACCACUGGUGGCUUGGCUUCUCGGACGACGGAGCAAAAAGAACAUCUGGCGCAUGAUCAAUUUUCCUAUUUUGUUCGGCAGUCUCAGUUGGAUCCCACCGGCGACAGGAUUGAAUUUCUCUGUUUGGGCUGUCGUUUGUUUCAUGUUCAACUAUGUGAUUCGGAGACGAAAGACAGCUUGGUGGGAGAAGUACGCGAUGACUCUCUCGGCAGCAUUGGACUCUGGACUGGCAUUUGCCGUGAUCGUUGUUUUCUUUGCUUGCAUCUACCCAGGUUGGGUUGAUGGGUUCCGAUGGUGGGGGACGGAAAUUUAUAAACAGGGAUGCGACUGGAUUGCAUGUCCUUAUAAACAGCUGGAACCUGGGCAAACAUUCGGAAGGCGAAACAGUGCUCUCUCUGCGAUAUGUCGACUCCAACUAACCCCUCGAUUGGCACGCCAACAGGGUCGAAUGGGGCGUCGAAUGGAGCUCCCCCCUAUGCGAAUGCGCCGACCUAAAGCCGCCGACCCGCUUAAGACCAGUAAUACCUACUGGAGCUCCUCCUCCCGGCAGAGUUGCAACCAAGACUUUACCUACGCGACCCCCCCCAUCUCGAACGUCCAACAGCCCUCUCUAACGGGAGGGAUCUUAUCUACGCCUGUCAAGGCAGAACACGCGGUAAACGGGUUCAGCGGGCCGCUGUUGUCUCAAAAAUACGUCGACUAUCCGUUGGUGACGACAAAACGAGCCUUGCGAGAGGGAAUGAAAUUCCACAUCGCCCGGUUUGCCUCCAAACGAAGCGUCGACCCACGCGACGAAUCACAAUUCACACGACCGGUCAGGUUACAUCGUCGGGAUCCAAGAACACGAUCACAGGAUCCGAAUGCCGAGAAGAUUUUGGGACCCGAUGGUCAACAGCUCGACGAGGCGGAACGAGAAGUAUUGGAUGCUAGGCGAGCUGCUCGAGAGAAGGAGCGCGCUGAAAAUAUGGCCCAGAUCGCGCCCUCUGUGGGAUCACUUGGCAAACGACCGAACGCCCCCAAGGCGAAAACGCAACAGGUCUUCAAAUCGGACCUAACCCCCGAGGAAAUUGCGAAGGCGCGGAUUAAAUACGAGGAGGCGCUUCCGUGGCACCUUGAGGAUUUCGAUAACCGAAAUGUUUGGGUGGGUAACUACGAGGCAGCGCUAUCAGAAACCCAUGCCGUGUUCGUUCUUGACAACGGAAAGAUGCGAAUGAUUCCUGCCGAGAAAUGGUAUAAAUUCAGUGCCAAAAGUCAGUUCAAGGCGUUGACUAUUGAGGAGGCGGAGAAGUUGAUGUCAAAGCGAAUCAAGGACCCGCGCUGGUUCAUGGAGAAACAACAAGAGGUCGAACAGCAGAAGGAAUUAGAGCAGUUUGCCAAGCAGAGAAAGGUCUUUGCUGGAAAGCAAGGCGUCCUUGCCGGACGAGAGGGACUUGAGGCUAGUGAGAUGGAUUUCGAAGAAGACCGCUUUGCAGAUGACGAAGAGCAUGACGAUCUAUUUAACGAGCAAGACGAAGAUACCAAAGCUGCUGAGAAGAGAAUCAAGGAGGACCGGCUGAAGGCGAAUGUAUUCGAUCUCAAGGAAGAGAAAGACUACGAAGAAGAAGAGAUUCGCGAAAAAAAGGAGCGUGAAGCUCGCAAAAUCCAGGGCAAGAAAGUUAGAAAAGCUCUGAAGAAGAGAGAACGGAACUUUGACUACAGCAGCGGUUCCGAUGUAAAUCCUUACACUGAUGAGGAGAGCUCUGAUGACAGCGAGUCUGAGCGACAGAAGGAAGAAGAACGCAAGGCCGAGGAGGAAAAGAACCAGAAGGAGUCAGCAUCAUCCUCCAAGGGCUCCAACACACCUUCGGGUCGACCGAAGCAUACUGAUCCGCUGAAGAAAUCAUCCGCUUCUUUGAAGAGGCCAGGGUCACCUAAUGCCUCUGAUGCCAGUGGGACAGACACUUCUCGAAAGAAGAUGAAGAACAAGCAUCAGUCUUGGCAGCCAAAUCCUCAGCCAGCUUCUCGUCCUAUCUCUCCCUCUGCAUCACAGGCUGGCAAGAAGCGUGUCCGAAACCCUCACCUGGGCGGAUCCGGAUCUGGCAGUGAUGUUGAUAUCGGAAUAGGCUCUGGACCGGAGAUAAGUGAAAGCGGCAAGGUUAAGAAGCUGAAGCUCAACCCACCUUCCGCGACCUCUCGUGGUGGUACACCGCAGGGUUCUCGAGCUGGAAGCCCUAUUGCCGGCCGGGCCUUCUCUGGCAGUCGAGCCAGCAGCCCCGAGGGGACUUCUCGAGGUAUGUGUUCCAUUGACACGAGCCAAAUCGAUGGUACAGAUUCUGACUCGAGUGGAAAAGGUCGUGGAACGCCUGGGCCAACUGGAUCGUUCCCCACUCCCGCAGAGGUUCAUGCAGCUAUUCCGCCGUCGGGUAUUUUGACCGGUGAUCUUUCGCGAGCAUUCCGAUCUCGUCUUGGACCAUCCAAAGAGAACCACCAACGGUUCAUCGAGAUUGUUAAGAAAGUCAGUGUGUACGGCAAGGAAGACCGUAUGCUGCGUCCCGGUCCUUGGAAGGAGACUUGA
Messenger RNA from Penicillium maclennaniae, 6111 nucleotides. RefSeq lists its product as uncharacterized. The coding region runs from base 1 to 6111 and encodes 2036 amino acids. Gene Ontology annotation, molecular function: DNA binding; oligopeptide transmembrane transporter activity. The transcript is spliced from 17 exons. Lineage: Eukaryota; Fungi; Ascomycota; Eurotiomycetes; Eurotiales; Aspergillaceae. Gene Ontology annotation, cellular component: nucleus. Gene Ontology annotation, biological process: transmembrane transport; transcription initiation at RNA polymerase II promoter; positive regulation of transcription elongation by RNA polymerase II. The record is from RefSeq and is a predicted model, not a curated record.